AUGGACAACAGCAGCCUGGACCCUCAGACCCCUGAGCCCUCCGACACCAGCCUCCACGGCACCGCCCCACCCUGCACCACGGAGCGCCACCAGGCCUCCCGCCUGCUGCUCUACAGCCUCCUCAGCGCCGCCGUGGUCUGCACCGUGGUCGGCAACCUGCUGGUGGUCCUCUCCAUCGCCUACUUCAAGCAGUUGCAGUCCCCCACCAACUGCUUCGUCAUGUCCCUGGCGGUGGCUGACAGCCUUGUGGGCCUGGUGGUGAUGCCCUUCAGCAUGCUGCGCACCCUGGACGGCUGCUGGCGGCUCGGCGCCCUCUUCUGCCGCCUGCACUCCAGCCUGGACGUCAUGCUGUGCAGCGCCUCCAUCUUCCACCUCAGCUGCAUCGCCUUCGACCGCUACUACGCCGUGUGCAACCCGCUGCUCUACUCGCUGGUGAUGUCGCGGGACCGCGUGGCGGCGCUGAUCGUGGGUUGCUGGGCCAUUCCUAUGCUCAUCUCCUUCGGCCCCAUCAUGGGGGGCCUCCACGCGGUCGGCGUGGAUGUCCCCCUGCCCCCGGACGUGUGUGUGCUCCUGGUGAACCGCGCCUACGCCGUCACGGCCUCCCUAGUGGCGUUCUACCUGCCCAUGGCGGUCAUGCUGGUGGCCUACUGGAAGAUCUACAAGGCGGCCAAGCGGCAGGCCAUGCAGAUCAGCGCCAUGGAGAGCCAGAUGGCAGCCGGCGUGGGGAAGGACUCGAGCAAGAAGCAGCGGCACCGCAACGCCAUGCGGAGAGAGAGGAAGGCGGCCAAGACCCUGGGGAUCAUCAUGGGGGUCUUCCUGCUCUUCUGGAUGCCCUUCUUCACUGUCAACAUCGUGGACCCCUUCAUCGAGCACAGCACCCACGCACUGGUGUGGGACGUGUUCCUGUGGCUGGGGUACAUCAACUCCUCCCUCAACCCCUUCCUUUAUGGCUUGUUCAACCGCUCCUUCCGCAGGGCCUUCCUCAUGAUCAUGGGGUGUAGGAUCUGUCUGCCCGGCGCGUCCCCCAGAAUAAACCUCUCUCAGUCUCAGGAGGGUGCUGAGCACACUGAUCAGCAGUAGAGCGCUUUCUGUUGUUUUUGUUUGUUUGGUGUUGGAUUUAGGGACUUGGGAUCCCAUUAUAUUCCGUUUCGUUCAUCAUCACAAGGGCUUUAGGCAACUCGCUUAUCUUAGAUUGGUUCAGGAGUGUAAACACAAGUAGAAAAUGAAGGAAUUCAUUAAAGUACACAUUUGUGGUGCCAGAAAUAGCCGACUCAAAGGGAUUGAACCAAUGUAUUAUGUGAUUGUAUAUUUGUACAGCGUCUCCAGUAUUUUCAAAGCUGCAAUGUGUCAACUUACUUUGGAAACAAUAGGCUGACAUAACUUAAAGAAUAAGAGCUUAAAUGUAAUUAUCUUUAUUAGAAUUUCUCAAGUUUAAAUAAAUCCCAUUUUAUUUGGAUGCAAAAUCACGUUAACGUAGCAUCCUAACAACAAGUGUCAGCCCCUUAUGAUGAUCUGCAUAAUAUGUUUGAAAGAGAUGUUCAAUGAGGUAGUGGCUCUGACCCAACAGCCGGGAUCAGCCGCGGCAACAGGGGCUGGAGCCACUUUGUUUAGACGGCCCGACUCUGACUCAGAUGUAAUACACAAAAUGUCAUAGAAAUAUCAACAUAAUCAGCAUUGUUAAUCCCAUCUGCCAUCGUUUAUUGAAAGGUGCUAAAUGUAAUAAAUAAGCUUUACUAAAUCAUAAAAUGGCCACGAUUGGUCAUCAGAAAGUAAGGAACAAACUUCUCCUUUGAAAAUUCAGUUCCAUGUCUGAAGUUUUGUUUUUGUUUCGGCCUUGUGUUAUGUUUCAGCAUUCCCUGAGUCCUCCGGGUUCCCAGAUAUUAAACCAAUUGGCACAGAAAAACUGUCUGCUGCAGCACCAUGACCAGAGCAGUUCUAAAACACGGGUUAAUCUUAACCCUGCGUUCACACCAAAAGAUGCAAAAAGUU
This is a messenger RNA of Gadus chalcogrammus (walleye pollock), 1989 nucleotides long. Its product is annotated as 5-hydroxytryptamine receptor 4. The record is from RefSeq and is a predicted model, not a curated record. The transcript has a single exon. Gene Ontology annotation, biological process: adenylate cyclase-activating adrenergic receptor signaling pathway. Gene Ontology annotation, cellular component: membrane. Bases 1 to 1080 code for a protein of 359 amino acids. Gene Ontology annotation, molecular function: G protein-coupled receptor activity. Lineage: Eukaryota; Metazoa; Chordata; Actinopteri; Gadiformes; Gadidae.